Sorex fumeus (smoky shrew) is the source of this 3564-nucleotide messenger RNA. RefSeq names its product ankyrin repeat and SOCS box containing 7 (gene ASB7). Gene Ontology annotation, biological process: intracellular signal transduction. Gene Ontology annotation, molecular function: protein binding. The record is from RefSeq and is a predicted model, not a curated record. The transcript is spliced from 6 exons. NCBI's taxonomy places the organism in Eukaryota, Metazoa, Chordata, Mammalia, Eulipotyphla, Soricidae. The coding region runs from base 715 to 1671 and encodes 318 amino acids.
GCGCCAGGGCGGCCGCUGAUUGGCUGCUGGAGCCUUGGUCCCAUCCCAGUGACCCCAAAGUGCUGGAGGGAGGGGGCGGGGGUGGCCCAGUGCAAAGUGCAUCCCGAGAGCCCCCUGCCUGGAACCCCCGCGGCCGGCACUCGGGACCCUGCAUGAGCCGGGACCUCGCCGCCCCGAGACCUCCCGGGACCCCCGAAGCCCGGCGCGUCCGAGCCGGAGCGCGGCAGCCCCCAGCCCCGAGCCCUCGCCCCGGGACUGCCCCCCCUUCCCCCGGAGCCGGCACUUCCUCCCCGCACCCCUGGCCCGAGGCGGCCCGGCGGCCCGGCCCGCCAGCCCCGGCCUGCCCGCCCGUGUGCAGCUCGCCGGGCCGGGGCCGAGCCCGCAGCCCCGGGGUCCGAGCCGCGUCGGGCGCUUCUUCAAUGGAGAAGUUGGUGAGUGUGCAGGAGGCGGAGCGGGGGACGCGCUGCAGCAGCUGAGAGGACAGGUUGGAGCCGAGCCCCGGGACGGGACGCCGCCGAGAGCCGCCGCCUGCUGCACCCCGGGUGGGGUGAAGAAAGCUCCCUGGAAGGUCGGGACGGUCUCCGAGCCUUGUGCCCAUAAUGCUGUACGUGCACAAUGGUGAUUAGGUGGCCCCUCCAGCAGGCGAAGGGAAAUCCUGUCAGACGGCUCCCUGUGACCGAAUGACUCCCGCGUGAGAAGCGGGACUGAGCGAGGAUGUUACACCACCACUGUCGGCGGAACCCGGAGCUCCAGGAAGAGCUGCAGAUCCAGGCCGCCGUGGCUGCCGGGGAUGUGCACACCGUGCGGAAGAUGCUGGAGCAGGGCUACUCCCCCAACGGCCGCGACGCCAACGGCUGGACGCUGCUGCACUUCUCCGCGGCCCGGGGCAAGGAGAGAUGCGUCCGCGUGUUUUUGGAGCAUGGAGCUGACCCCACGGUCAAGGACCUGAUCGGAGGCUUCACGGCGCUGCACUACGCGGCCAUGCACGGCCGGGCCCGCAUCGCACGCCUCAUGCUCGAGUCGGAGCACCGCGGGGACAUCAUCAACGCCAAGAGCAACGAUGGAUGGACGCCGCUGCACGUGGCCGCCCACUACGGCCGGGACUCCUUUGUGCGCCUCCUGCUGGAGUUCAAGGCCGAGGUGGACCCGUUGAGCGACAAGGGCACCACGCCGCUGCAGCUGGCCAUCAUCCGCGAGCGCUCGAGCUGCGUCAAGAUCCUCCUGGACCACAACGCCAACAUCGACAUCCAGAACGGCUUCCUGCUGCGCUACGCCGUGAUCAAGAGCAACCACUCGUACUGCCGGAUGUUCCUGCAGAGGGGGGCCGACACGAACCUGGGGCGCCUGGAGGACGGGCAGACCCCCCUGCACCUGUCUGCCCUGCGGGACGAUGUGCUAUGUGCACGGAUGUUGUACAGUUAUGGCGCAGACACCAACACGAGGAACUACGAAGGACAGACGCCCCUGGCCGUGGCCAUCAGUAUCUCCGGGAGUGGUCGGCCGUGUUUGGAUUUCUUACAGGAAGUCACAAGACAGCCGAGAAACUUGCAGGACCUGUGCCGAAUUAAGAUUCGACAAUGUAUAGGCCUUCAAAACCUCAAACUACUUGAUGAACUACCGAUUGCCAAGGUCAUGAAAGACUACUUAAAACACAAAUUUGAUGACAUCUGAUCUCCACGGAACCGUGAGCAAGAUCAGAAGUUCUAUUCCAGAUACUUCAGAGGCGUUCCCGCCUUGCGCAAAGUGUAUCCUAUGCAAUUUCUGAUUCGCUCUGAAGUCAGGAAGCAGAUAGAGACCUUUUGGUUGAUUGGUUGGUCGAUUGAUUUCCUCUCUGGUUGGUUUUCAUUGUAGGGGAGGGCUUUUGUUUUAUUUGUUUGUUUGUUUUUAAUAUAUAAACACAAACACACAUACAUGCACAUACACACGCCACGCUUGAUGGUCUUAAUUUGGUUUCUUGGUCCAAGUCAGAGAGGUCCAAGCUUUCUGUACAAUACUGCAUUUGCAACAGAAAUGGUUUUUCCAAAAACAAAAAUGACACAAGCAGAUUUGGAGAAUGUGCCCCUUUCCAAACGGACGGUCUCCCGGGCAUGUACGGUAUUCUGAACCAGCUGCCAGGGCUCUUAACAGGCGCACAGUUUCACCCAGGUUGGGGGAAGGGUGGGGGGCGGGGGGCCUGGGUUCCCCUGGAAAAUGCCCGACGACAUUUUUCUACCUGAUGCUGUCACCUCAUUCGUUAUUACUGAGUCCUCACUGGCUGUAGCAGACGGCUCUGUUCCUAGUGAAUGUCGCUUUGGGAUGAUGUCCAGUACCUCUGCUUUCCCGUUGACGUGCUCUUGUUUUUAACUUAUUUUUGGUGUUGUUGACUUUUUUUCCCUUUUUUUUUUGUUUGUUUUGUUUUUUUUUUUCACAACUGUCAUACACUACCCAGAGAUGCGGGUCUCUUCCAUCCGCCUCUAGUUGAUUGUGCGUUUAAAAUAACAAAAAGAAGAAUGGGAAAGAGAACUUCCUAAAGCCAGUGUAUUCUGUUUCGAAAGCAGUGCCUCCAGUGCAAUACUGUUUCUGGUGUAUUUGAUCUGUGAUUUCACACACUGCCCAUCAUUCCAGCUCGGACGGGCCCAGGAGGACGCACCCUGCCCCCUGCAUCUCUGUUUCCGGCCACUGUCUGUCAUUUGCAGUUUCCAUGCUGGGCUUUCUCUUCUUCAUUUUCUGUAACUGAAAAGUUCCCAUCCUAAUGGUAGAGUAUUUUCCUAAAAACAGCGCCAAAUAUUGGUCAACCACUUGACUUUGACUGUUCAAUAACUCAGUGGUUUCAUGGUAGAGUUUUGUUGAGGGUUUUGUUUUUGGUUUUCUCAGUUAAAAAAAAAAGACUUUCUAAAGAAAGGGUAAAAAUCAAAAGGGUGCACAUGUGUAUGUACAUGUGGCAGGUUCCUGAUCUGCUAAGGCGACAUUCUCUGUCAUUCUCAGGGGCCUGCAGUGAGGUUCUUGGGACAGUCCUUCCUGUUCUGGGAUGAUAGGGCAUGUGCUCGCAGGAGAACCAGGGACCGGGUCAGUGUCAGUCACAGUGGAGAAAGUUCCAGAGGCAUUGGUGAGCAGUGAUGCCUUUGGACCAAUACUCUUCCAGGAUGUGUCAGCAGAUUAAUACUUGUGGCAGAAGAGCCUUUUUCAGAUGUCCCAGUCUCAUUCUUCAGAAUGCUCGGAGACAUUUCCCAAGAUCUACACACUAGUAAUAAAUGUGUUCUCAGACGUUUACAAGAUGAAGGGCUUCUCUCAUCUGAAUUUCUCAUUCUCAGCCGUUAGUUCUAGACCUCUUUCACCUGAGAAGUACAGGUCCUCCGAGUUAGGAGUUGGCUUUUGUGACUUCCUCCCAGCCAGCUGCGGCAUUUUUUUCUCAAGCACAAAGUUUGUUCUUUGGGUUUCCAACUGGCCACCUUGGUCUGCUGAACAGUACCUGGUUUUCUGCACAGGUAGCUUUGGAUCUGAUCCAGUGCUUCACCUUGGAGGGAAUGCGGGCAGUGUGGCCGGGUUAGUGACCGACCAUCACUGACUGGCCAGGCGCCUGGUGGA